Molecule: messenger RNA, 1753 nt
Organism: Diaporthe batatas
Lineage: Eukaryota; Fungi; Ascomycota; Sordariomycetes; Diaporthales; Diaporthaceae
Exons: 4
Coding region: 536-1690 (384 amino acids)
Molecular function (GO): ATP binding; kinase activity
Source: RefSeq, a predicted model, not a curated record
GAGGGCUACGGUAGACUUGACGAUGGGUCCUUGCGGACAGCAGCAAGGAACCCAUCAAGAGCAAUGCUCACCCCGUUCUGAGGAGGCGAGCUGCAUUGGUUCAACCAAAUAUCAUUAUUAGGAAGCUCACCGCUGUCCUUGCUCCUCUUGAUGUCCAGAGCCCAGUGUUGCCCAGAUCGAUUCGAGGUACUCGCCUUAUCACCUGCCAUAUCAAGAGACUUCCUCCUGGACCAUAGUUGCACGUACAGUUGUGGAGCGAGCGACACGACGGAUUAAGAAGGGAAGAACAGCUGGAAAUACUCGAAUCGGAAGUGUGAGGUAUCAUCCGUGGAGGCUACUUCCCAUUGAAGCAGUGUCAACAGUACCGGCACCGAACUCUGAGCUCCUGUGCGUUCAGUUGGGUCCUUCAGUUUUCUCCCCUUGCUCAACAUCUUUGUUACACCCCUCUGUCUUUACCACCUCACAACACAUCGCUGACACCUAGGAACUGUUCACCAUCAUCGUCUUUCCCCUCCUACACCAGUGGACCACAGUGAUGGAACUUGCUCUGCUCAUCCCCGUAAUAGCCAUCACUGCUGCUCAAGUUGAUGGCAAUCCAAACAAUUACAUCCUUAAGGACAAGGCCAACCGGAAGAUCUUCGAACGACGCAUCGUCAAAGAGCAAUUAUUGCAUCUAAAGGAUGUCGGUCAUCUGGAGGACGGCGUCCAGCCAAUUGCCGUGUUUGUCGUGGGUCAAACAGGAUCCGGAAAGACUCGUCUCGCCGCCGAUCUAUUUGAUGUGAUGCAAGGGCGUCAACCAGCACAUCUCAUCGCGGACGUCUACAAAGCCUAUCAUCCCGAAUACAUACACCUCAUCAAGAGCCAUCCUAAUAUAACAUGCGCUGCUACGAGCACGGAUGCCCGCAAAUGGCUCAUGUUAACAAGCAGGUGGUUGAUGCAGCGCCGAAUCGACGUCCUCAUCGAGAGUGCAUGCCGCACUCCUGACGACGUCAUAUCUCUGAUGUCAGACUUCCACCUUGCAAACUAUCGGAUCCUGGUAGUCAUAAUGGCCGUCCCCGAGUGCUUGAGCCUCAUGGGCACCAUCGUACGAUACUGGGAGAGGCGUCCAGAGGCAAAGUCUGUCAGACUCCCCCUAAGAGUAACGCCUUGGGAGGUUCACCACGAGACCUAUGAAGGAAUUCUGGCUGUUGCCAAUUUUAUCGACAACUCCACCGCCGUCUCGAACGUCGUGGUCGUACGCCGAAAUAACCUCGCCAGUUAUCAGAACCCUCGCGGGAUAGACGGGCUCUGGGUCCGCCCCGCGUCUACUCUCGCGUCGCUUGACCUAGAGAGGACCCGGCCACUUCUGGCCGCCGAGCACGAGAGCUUCGCCGCGGACUGCUUAUACGUCAGACAACAGCAGGCGAGGAAGCGGAAGGGCUGGAAGGGCUGGAAGUGGAAGAAGGGCAAGGAAAGCGUCACAGGAACGACUCUUGAAGGAGCGCAGGCCUCCCUUGCGGGUCUGAUGUCAAUAGAAGGUCAGUGGAGCACUUCGUUUCCUCUCCUGAAGCCGCUGGAUAUCGAGGAGUGGAUGUUUGGGGAAUGGGACAUCAACGAUGUCAAAUCCGGGACGCCGAUAUCGAAGGAAAGCGUACAGACCGUGGUGCCGCGGAUCAGCAUCCUGAAGGAGACUGCGAGGGUUCAGCACUGAAUUCGAUGCGGAAAAAUUGCUCUCAGUAUGAACAAGUAUUACUCAGAAUUACGCCGAUUACCC